AAGAGAGGAGAAAGAGAGAGAGCAGAGAGCGAGAGGAGAGCGAGGUGUAGAGAAACCGAGGGGGAGAGAACCCGAGUGUGUGUAUGCGUGUGCGUGUGUGAGCGCGAGCGAGCUUGCGAGGGAGAAGAGCGAGAGAGUGCGAGCGAGAAAGAAUAAAAGGAAAGAAGAUUUUCUCUAUGUAUAUAAAGAUGGCCACGUUAGCAAACGGACAGGCUGACAACGCGAGCCUCAGUACCAACGGGCUCGGCAGCAGCCCGGGCAGCGCCGGGCACAUGAACGGAUUAAGCCACAGCCCGGGGAACCCGUCGACCAUUCCCAUGAAGGACCACGAUGCCAUCAAGCUGUUCAUUGGGCAGAUCCCCCGCAACCUGGAUGAGAAGGACCUCAAGCCCCUCUUCGAGGAGUUCGGCAAGAUCUACGAGCUUACGGUUCUGAAGGACAGGUUCACAGGCAUGCACAAAGGCUGCGCUUUCCUCACCUACUGCGAGCGUGAGUCAGCGCUGAAGGCCCAGAGCGCGCUGCACGAGCAGAAGACUCUGCCCGGGAUGAACCGGCCGAUCCAGGUGAAGCCAGCGGACAGCGAGAGCCGAGGAGGUAGUAGCUGCCUGCGCCAGCCCCCUUCACAAGAUAGAAAACUCUUCGUGGGCAUGCUCAACAAGCAGCAGUCCGAGGACGACGUGCGCCGCCUCUUCGAGGCCUUCGGGAACAUCGAGGAGUGUACCAUCCUGCGCGGGCCGGAUGGCAACAGCAAGGGGUGCGCCUUUGUGAAGUACUCCUCCCACGCCGAGGCGCAAGCCGCAAUCAACGCCCUGCACGGCAGCCAGACUAUGCCGGGAGCCUCGUCCAGUCUGGUGGUCAAGUUUGCCGACACUGACAAGGAGCGCACGAUGCGGCGGAUGCAGCAGAUGGCUGGCCAGAUGGGCAUGUUCAACCCCAUGGCCAUCCCGUUCGGGGCCUACGGCGCCUACGCACAGGCACUGAUGCAGCAGCAGGCGGCACUAAUGGCAUCAGUCGCACAGGGCGGCUACCUGAACCCCAUGGCUGCCUUCGCCGCCGCCCAGAUGCAGCAGAUGGCGGCCCUCAACAUGAAUGGCCUGGCGGCCGCACCCAUGACCCCAACCUCAGGUGGCAGCACCCCUCCGGGCAUCACUGCACCAGCUGUGCCUAGCAUCCCGUCCCCCAUUGGGGUGAACGGCUUCACCGGCCUCCCCCCACAGGCCAACGGGCAACCUGCUGCGGAAGCUGUGUUUGCUAACGGCAUCCACCCCUACCCAGCGCAGAGCCCCACCGCCGCGGACCCCCUGCAGCAGGCCUACGCUGGAGUGCAGCAGUAUGCAGCCGCCUACCCUGCUGCCUAUGGUCAGAUAAGCCAGGCCUUUCCUCAGCCACCUCCAAUGAUCCCCCAGCAACAGAGAGAAGGGCCCGAGGGCUGUAACCUGUUCAUCUACCAUCUGCCCCAGGAGUUUGGGGACGCUGAGCUGAUGCAGAUGUUCCUCCCUUUCGGUAAUGUCAUCUCCUCGAAAGUGUUUGUGGAUCGGGCGACUAACCAAAGUAAAUGCUUUGGCCACCAGAGCCACAUUGCUGAGGAGUCAGGAAGAGCAAACUGGUCCUGCCCUCAGGAAGCCUCAGGUCUGAGCUUAGAUGACAAUCAUGCCUACUGCGCAGCACUGAAGUCUGCAAGGCACCAAGUAAUGGAGCAGAGAGAAAGGCUUCGUGAGCUUCGACAACCCGGCCAGCGCGCAGACCGCCAUCCAGGCCAUGAACGGCUUCCAGAUCGGCAUGAAGAGGCUCAAGGUGCAGCUGAAGCGGCCCAAAGACGCCAAUCGCCCAUACUGAGCGCCGGCGGGAGCGUCCCCCGGGGGAGACCAGGACUCGCACAGGGCCAGUCAAAUCCACCACAGUCUCGCGCUGAGCUAGGAAUAAAGUUCACGUAAUCACAUGAGAGUGGAGAAAACAGUCCCCCAUCCGGCAGGAUGCUGAACGGGCUACAUUAAAAAACAAACCUCUCUCUAUAUAUAUUUAUAAAUGAGAACUGUUGGAUGACACCUUUGACAUAUCAGCCAAUAUCAAUCAAGCUGAAGACUCCAGACACUUUCUGUGACUGUAACAUUUCUUCAAGGAAAGUAUAGCGUCUGUGGAGUUCAGAGGGCACGUGUUUGGGGGAAAAUAUAUAUGACCCAAGAAGAUGAAGAAAAAUGAGAAAAAAAAAACACAAAAAAGGCAACUUUAAAACAAAAUAACUUGAGACCAGAUGGGGAGGCUGAAGGGCUGGGAAGUGGGAAGAGACGCUGCUUACCGAUCCCCGGGGCUUUUCCAGCCCGUGGGCGCCUGAGGCAGGCUGGGGCAAGCGGUGUGGCGGGGCCUGGUCCCCAGGGGGCGGCUGGGAGGCCGCUGCUGAGCAUCUCUAUCUGUCAUUCCUUUAGCUAUUUAGGGACCAAAGGACCAAACUUUUUAUUGCAGCUGUGUAGCUCUAUGUCAAAUAGAGGGGGAUGGAGGAGAACCUCCUUCCUGCCUCGUGGCUGUUCUUGAAACAGCUUAGAGCGAUUCUAUGAAAAAAUGUAAUAAAAAAAUUAAAAAAAAAAACAAAAAAAAGCAAAAACAAAAAAAAAAGGAAAAAUAAUGCUUCAAUGCUUUUAAAACAGCAAGAUAAUAGUUCUUUGAUACUUUGAGAGGCGCUUUGAUUACCCUCAUUCAAGUCUAUGACACUUUCCUAUGGUUUUCUGUAUUAUAUGUCUGGAUGGAGCUGUUAAGAUGAACAAAUUGGUGGAUAUUUGGGGAAAGCAACAAAAAUGUUAAAACUCAUUAACCGUGAAGUGUGAGAAAACAAGGAGGGGAAAAAAGGGACUUACAAGGCAAGAGAAUUGUUGUGAAAAGUCUGUAAAUGCUUCUAACUCUUCCCCCUCUUAAAAUCAUAAUAGUUGUACAGAAUUUUAAAAAAGGAGAAGUUUAAAAUACCUAUAUAAUAGAAGAAAAAUUAGAGGAAAGCAAAAAAUAAAAAAAAAAAGGAAAAAAAAAACCUAUAGAAGUUAGCGUUACUGCUAAAAUCCCAGAUGUUGUAGGACUGUACUUUUGUAGAGUUUAGACUGAGCAUCGAUCCCUUCUCCCCGCGAGUGCUGUCGGACGCCGUGCACCCCGAGGGCCUGGCCGGACUCGCCCAGACCUGCGGGCUCCCGGCCGCUCACCGCGCGGGUGGGGGCCGCGCCGUCGCUGGAAGGCCCGCCGCCCGCCCUCGCCUGCUUCGCUCCGGAGCUGCGCGCGCUCGCCCGCUCUCCGCAAGCCCUCGACACCUGCCGCUUCACUCGCCUUCCAUGCUUGCUCCAGAGACUUUCCGGGCAAGGGAGACCUGGGAAAUUCAUCGUAAAACAACUAAACAACACACACACACACAAAAACCUUAAACAAGAGAGAGAAAAAUAAACAAUCUUUGAAGAAUUUCUGAAACUGUUUACAAGGAAUUUUGAAAAACAGGGAUGUUUAAAUGAUGCCGGCUCUGUUUUUCUGUAAAUAAAUUUGCAUAUUUUGUAGGACUUUUAAUUGUAAUGAUAGAGAAAAAAAACAAGGAAAACUAUUUAAUGAAAGCACGAUAUUUAUCUUUGGUAAAUGACUUUAGAGCAGUUAAAAAGACAUUGCUUAAAAAAACUCAGAAUCAGAAAAAAACACUGAAUUAUUUAAGAACACAUAUAUUUUAAAGUAUAACAUAUUUAUUAUAAUUUAUUUGCACCGUUGGGAAGACUUGCUUUGGCAUUCUGCCUUGAUACCCUCCUCUCAUUGAUGUCCAGGUCAUUUGGAGGCCAGGGGGCUCUCGGACUUACCAACCCCCUCCCUUUUCUUUUUUCUUUUUUUUUUGCUUUAGACGAACAACUGUCUGGUUCCUCUUAGGCCUCCUGCCUUUCCUUUCUUUCUGUCUAUUUCGUUGGUUAAUUAUCAUUUUUUAAAAUUUUCUUUUUCUUUCUCUUGGCUCCUCCUUUUAGGAUGUCCAGAUGUUGUAAAAAAAAAAAAAAAAAAAAAACAGCCGCAGUUCAG
Molecule: messenger RNA, 4023 nt
Organism: Mustela erminea (ermine)
Lineage: Eukaryota; Metazoa; Chordata; Mammalia; Carnivora; Mustelidae
Gene: CELF4
Product: CUGBP Elav-like family member 4
Exons: 15
Coding region: 177-1934 (585 amino acids)
Biological process (GO): regulation of alternative mRNA splicing, via spliceosome; mRNA splice site recognition
Cellular component (GO): nucleus; cytoplasm; ribonucleoprotein complex
Molecular function (GO): mRNA binding
Source: RefSeq, a predicted model, not a curated record